UUAUUCACAUUCUACCACAAUAUAAUUGGCAACUGCUUCUAAUUAAAAUUAGAAUGUUAUCCACGUAUUACCCAAUUUCAACAGUGUGCAAUCGAAGUUGACUAUUAAAUUGUAUUCUAGCUUUCGUUGGUUUUUGUUGAACUGAACAAAAUGGCGUCGGGAGGCACCAUAAUACCGCCACCUCACAGCUCGAUUUGCUUUGCGCGAAACCUCUUUCAAGCGCUCAGCAAGUCGCCUGAGCUGAGUGCCAAGAAUCACAUGGUUUCCCCAGCGGCAGCUCGCAGUGCCUUGACUUUGGUGUUCAUGGGAGCUGGUGUCAAGAGCGCAGAGGAAUUGCGUCGUGGAUUGUUGCUUGGGUCGGCUAAGAAAGUGGAGAUUGCUGAGCAACACGCGGAGGUCAUGAGCAAAGAGUGUGUGUGCAAUGAAAAGGGGGUGUCUAUGCGUCUGGCCACGGGAUUAUUUGUCAAGGAUGAUCUCGAGUUGCUGCCCGAUUUCAAUGCGAAGGCCUUGGAGUUCUUCAACGUUCAGGCGGAUGCUUUGAACUUUUUGGAUGCCCAGAGUGCGAUGCAGCAUGUGAACAAAUGGAUCGCAACCCAAACAUUUUACACUAUUAGAAAUCCAUUUAGUUCGGCGACUUUCAGUGUAGAAUCCAGCGUUCUAUUGGUGAAUUCUGUGUAUUUUCGAGCCAGAUGGGCGAAACGUUUUGCUGUGGAGCACAGUACAUUGGAUGAUUUCUGGAUUAACCCGAAGCAGCGAAUGCAGCUGACGAUGAUGCGACAGGUGGGAAAAUUCCGCUAUGGGCAAUCAAAUAAGCUGAAAUCGAGAAUACUGCAAUUGCCUUUCGAGGAAUCCGAUUUAACCAUGCUGUUAAUUGUGCCCUUCGAAAUUGAUGGACUGCCAGAGUUGGAGAUGAAACUGCAGCAGUUCGAUUUGAAUGAAGUCGCCUUGAAGUCUGUGAUGCACGACUGUGAAGUAAUGGUGCCCAAGUUCAAGAUGGAAUGCGAUGUGGAUCUAAAAGUGCCGCUGCAGAAACUGGGAAUCAAGCGCAUCUUUGAGCCUGGAAAUGCAGAUUUAAGUGGUCUAUUUGCCAAGAAGUCACAGGGUCUGAUUACGGAGGCCAGACAGAAACUCUAUUUAAAUGUUAACGAGGCGGGUUGCGAAACAAAUUUCGAUGCACCUGUGAAACCAGCUGCAGUUGGCAAAGAUGUGGAACUAAAGAUAUUUAAGGCAAAUCAUCCAUUUGUGUUUGCCAUACGAAACAAUAGAAAUGUCUAUUUUGUGGGUCAUUUUGUCAAGCCCUGAUUAGCCCGGGCAAGCCGAGCAAGCGGCGCUUUCAAUUGUGUGCCCAUAAAAUCAAAUGCAAAUUUUUAUUACAAAUCGCCGGUCGUUUGCGUUGACAGCCCUCGACGACAUCAGGAUGCUUGUAAUGGGCCAUUGCAGCCUUAUUGCUAAACAUACAAUUGUAAUCGACAGUCAACAGUCGACAGUCAGACACAUAGAUAUACUGUUUGUAUAAAUGAAAGUUCAAUAAAAUCAACGGCAGUGUCAGAUGUACAAAA
This is a messenger RNA of Drosophila albomicans, 1559 nucleotides long. Its product is annotated as serine protease inhibitor 42Dd. Gene Ontology annotation, molecular function: serine-type endopeptidase inhibitor activity. The coding region runs from base 151 to 1302 and encodes 383 amino acids. The record is from RefSeq and is a predicted model, not a curated record. The transcript has 5 exons. Lineage: Eukaryota; Metazoa; Arthropoda; Insecta; Diptera; Drosophilidae.